Branchiostoma floridae (Florida lancelet) is the source of this 839-nucleotide messenger RNA. Its product is annotated as reticulon-4-interacting protein 1 homolog, mitochondrial-like. Gene Ontology annotation, molecular function: oxidoreductase activity. Gene Ontology annotation, cellular component: mitochondrion. The record is from RefSeq and is a predicted model, not a curated record. Lineage: Eukaryota; Metazoa; Chordata; Leptocardii; Amphioxiformes; Branchiostomatidae.
AAAUGGGAUGGUCCAGUGACCCCCAAAUCAAACUUUUUGGCGCUUUCGCGGAAUUAUGGAGGAAGUAAUGGUAAUAACUUCCUCCUUCCGCAGUUAUUGCUGGAGUCGGUGCGUUCUUCUUUUGUGACAGCCAUGGCAGAAGUGUCAUUCUCAGAACUAGCGUCUUUUUUCACCGCUGUUUGGGAACAUCUUACCUCUCCUGGGCAAUUCUCUGUUGGGCAGUAUGAGGUUGACAAACAGCAAGUUUUUCUGGGAGCCAGUGUAGCAGUCACUACCACUCUGCUGGCAGUGUGCGUGCAACUAUGGAGGCGCAAAGCCAGGGCAGUGGAGCCGCAUCCAACUACAGGAAGGAAAAUGAAGGCUGUUGUGUUCACUUCGUAUGGAGGUCCUGAGGUGAUGACAGUGGAUGAGGACUACCCUGUUCCUGCACCUCCAGCUGAAGAUAAUGUUCUGAUCAGGGUAAAGGCUGCAUCUAUCAAUGUGCUGGACCUCAGGAUACGGGAGGGCUACAUGAAUGCUCUGUACAGGUCCAGUCGCAGGAAGACUAAGCUUCCACUGUUCCCUAUCAUGGUGGGGAGGGAUUUUUCUGGAAUAGUUGAGGAUGUUGGGUCAAAGGUUGCCAAGUUCAAGCCAGGAGAUGAGGUGUGGGGAGCACUAGGACUGGAUCACAGCUACGGCAGCCUUGCUGAGUACACCAUCUGUAAGGAAGCCGCCCUGUCUCACAAGCCGACCAACCUGACAUUUGUAGAGGCUGCUUCCUUCCCUCAUGUGGCGCUGACGUCCUGGGGUGCCCUGGUGACGUCUGCUGGCAUGAACAAGGAAACUACAGCGGGCAAGAG